Molecule: messenger RNA, 3431 nt
Organism: Nothoprocta perdicaria
Lineage: Eukaryota; Metazoa; Chordata; Aves; Tinamiformes; Tinamidae
Gene: STARD13
Product: StAR related lipid transfer domain containing 13
Exons: 14
Coding region: 231-3230 (999 amino acids)
Biological process (GO): regulation of Rho protein signal transduction; signal transduction; actin cytoskeleton organization
Molecular function (GO): lipid binding; GTPase activator activity
Source: RefSeq, a predicted model, not a curated record
AUUUUGGUUCAGAGGUACAGGGAAGCCUAAGGAUAUCUGUGGACAAAAUUGAAGCAAAGGAAGCGUGUGACUGGUUACGUGCAGCUGGAUUUCCCCAAUAUGCUCAGUUCUAUGAAGAUUCCCAGUUUCCCAUUGACAUUGCUGCAGUAAAGAAAGAUCAUGAUUUUCUUGACAAGGACCUUGUAGAACCUCUUUGCAGACGACUGAACACACUGAACAAGUGCGCCUCAAUGAAACUCGAUGUGAACUURCAAAGGAAAAAGAGUGAAGAUUCAGAUGAGGAAGACCUCUGUGCUAUCAGUAAUAAAUGGACUUUCCAAAGAACCAGCAAACGAUGGUCUCGAGUGGACGACAUUGAUGCUUUGUUUCACCGAUCAGACAGACAUGGGUCUUCUGGGGACAUUAAAAUGAAAAAUACAACAAGCAGUGAGAGUGUCCUUACAGAUCUGAGUGAACCUGAGGUUUCAUCUAUUCACAGUGAGAGCAGUGGGGGAAGUGACAACAGGAGUCACUCUGGCAUCAGCAGCACUGUCAGGGAGCUCUGUGACUGCUCUGGCCAGCAUGAUGUAGAAAACACAGUUCUGCAAGACUCUACUUCAGUAAGCAUUGCCUUGGCCCCCAAAGACAACGUGAAGAAUGAGAAACCAACACGAACAAAAGCAAAAACCUUUCUGAAACGUAUGGAGACACUAAAAGCAAAAGGUGUACAUGGAAAGCUAAAAGGCUCAGGAAGAACAGGUCCUUUAGAGAUAAGUGGACCUGUUCUUCAGUAUGAGCCCAAGUCCUUGAAAGACAUGCACUGUGUACAGAUAGUCAAUGGUGGUCUCCAAAACUUAGGACAAGAUUCAGUGAAAAGAGGACUCUCCUUCUCUGCCAAAUCCAGCAGUGACAGCAGUCAGUCUGAAAACAGCAGCAGUGGGGUGAGCACACCAUGUUUGAAGGAACGCAAAGGUCAUGAAGCAAACAAGAGAGGUGGGAUGUAUUUGGAGGACCUAGAUGUUCUGUCAGGAACAGCUGUACGGCAAGUGGCAGACCAAAACAGAAAAAAUGAAUUUCAUUCCCAAGAGAACUUGGUUGUACACAUUCCCAAGGAUCACAAACCAGGGACCUUCCCAAAGGCACUCUCUAUUGAAAGCCUUUCACCUACAGAUAACAGUAAUGUAAACUGGAGGACAGGCAGCAUCUCCCUGGGAAAACAGAAUUGCUCUACUCCAAAAGAAGCUGGAUUGAUAGCUUGCUGUUCAAAAGAGAGCAGAGUUAGUAUUUACGACAAUGUGCCAGGUUCCCACUUGUAUGCUAGCACGGGGGACCUCCUGGACUUAGAGAAAGAUGUCCUUUUUCCUCAUUUAGAUGAUAUUUUGCAACACGUCAAUGGACUCCAGGAGGUGGUAGAUGGCUGGUCAAAGAAUGUGUUGCCAGGUCUUCCAGUUGAUGACAUGUCCAUGAAAGAAUCUCCGUCAUUGCCUUUCCAGUCACCCACACAGAUAACACUUGAUUUUGAAGGGAACUCUGUCUCUGAUGGCCGGACCACACCAAGUGACAUGGACAGAGACGGAACAUCACUGAAUGAGUCAGAAGCCACCGGUGUUAGGGACAGGAGGGACUCUGGGGUAGGAGCAUCUCUCACAAGGCCAAGCAGGCGGUUACGGUGGCAUAGUUUCCAAAUUUCUCAUCGGCUGAGUCACUCCAUAGCAUCACUUCACAUCAGUAAUCAGUCAGCAGCCCAACUGAAUCUACUACAAAAAUUCUCUCUACUUCGUCUUACRGCCAUCAUGGAAAAAUACUCCAUGUCAAACAAACAUGGUUGGACCUGGUCUGUACCAAAGUUCAUGAAGAGGAUGAAAGUCCCUGACUACAAGGACAAGAACGUCUUUGGUGUGCCCUUGAUAGUUCACGUCCAGAGGACCGGGCAGCCUCUUCCCCAGAGCAUACAGCAAGCACUGCGCUACUUGCGCAGCACUUGUCUAGAUCAGGUGGGUCUCUUUCGAAAAUCCGGAGUGAAAUCCCGAAUCCAGGCCCUGCGGCAGAUGAACGAAAGCUCCCCGGAAAAUGUCUGUUAUGAAGACCAGUCGGCAUACGACGUGGCAGACAUGGUGAAGCAGUUUUUCAGGGACUUGCCAGAACCUCUCCUCACAAGCAAGCUAGGAGAGACCUUUCUACACAUUUACCAGUAUGUCCCCGCCGAGCAGCGGCUGCAGGCGGUGCAGGCGGCCGUCAUGCUCAUGGCAGACGAGAACCGGGAGGUCCUGCAGACCCUGCUCUGCUUCCUCAGCGACGUCACCUCCGUGGAGGAGAACCAGAUGACUCCCAUGAACAUCGCCGUCUGCCUGGCCCCUUCCCUCUUCCACCUGAAUAUCGUGAAGAAGGAAAGCUCCCCAAGAGUGAUACAGAAAAAAUAUGCAACAGGGAAACCAGAUCAGAAGGACCUCAGUGAAAACCUGGCAGCUACUCAGGGACUUGCUCACAUGAUAAUGGAAUGCAACAAACUUUUUGAGGUCCCACAUGAGAUGGUCACCCAGUCUCGAAACUCCUACGUUGAUGCUGAAGUGCAUUCUCCAACUCUGGAAGAACUAGGGAAACAAGUGGAUGAAGGAGGAGGGAACUAUCAGAUGUACCUUGAAAGUCUCAUGCAGACUCUCCAGAAAGAAGCAAAAGAGAAAUUCAAAGGAUGGGUCACAUGUUCCAGUUUAGAGAACACAGAGCUUGCCUACAAAAAGGUUGGGGACGGGAACCCCCUACGGCUCUGGAAGGCCUCUGUGGAAGUUGAAGCUCCCCCAUCAGUUGUCCUGAACCGAGUGCUGAGGGAGCGGCACAUCUGGGAUGAGGACUUCUUGCAGUGGAAGAUUGUUGAGAGCCUGGACAAGCAGACAGAAGUUUACCAGUACGUUCUGAACAGCAUGGCACCUCAUCCCGUCCGAGACUUCGUGGUUCUGAGGACAUGGAGGACCGACUUGCCAAAGGGGACGUGUAUGUUGGUGGCCGUCUCUGUGGAGCACGAAGAGGCCCCUCUCAUGGGAGGCGUGCGAGCCAUCGUGAUGGACUCCCAGUACCUAAUCGAGCCAUGUGGCUCAGGAAAAGCCAGGCUGACCCAUAUCUGCAGAAUUGACCUAAAAGGACAUUCCCCAGAGUGGUACAACAAGGGCUUCGGACAUCUGUGUGCAGCAGAAGUCGCCAGGAUCAGAAACUCCUUUCAGCCUUUGAUUGCCGAGGGACCAGAAACAAAAAUCUGAGGAAACUUUCCUGGAAGUGUGUGAGCAUAAAUCAGGGUAUGGCAGAGUAGAAGGACUCACAGCAAAGACCUUAUUUAAGCGACCUGCAAUAGAAAUCUGAUUAGACCUGGGUCUGAACAAAGGUGAAACAAGAAUUUUAUAGGAAGGUUCUUUUAUUCUGGAGACUUCACGUGCCCUCACCACAGCCUUCAGUUAUUGAAG